UUUUUGAACUUGGCGGGCUUUGCGGCAAGAAGAACCUAACCUUAAAAUUUACAAAAAUUCAAUCUGAUCCGGAAUUUGCAUAAAAGCAGGGAAUGUGAUGAAACAGCCGGCGCUAACACUGAAGCAGUUUAUGCUUCGGCAGGAAGUUCUACGUCUCUAUCGUGACAUCUUCCGAACAAUUCGUCGUGUUCCUCAGCCUGAGAAUCGUCUUGAGCUCCAGGAAUGGGCACGAAGGGAUUUCCGUAGCAAUCGCCAUCACACAGAUGAAACCAGCAUUAAGAUGAUGCUGCAGUAUGGACGUCGAUGCCUAACAGAAUUGCAGAAUAGCCUGGAUUUGAGUGGAAACCGAUGACUCUGUAUUUUCCUUUUAUUUACAACAGUGUAUGCCAGAGAAAUCUCACUAGGAGACCAAUCUGUAGAAAUGUACAUAGGGAUGUUAUUAACAAAAUGACUAUA
Phlebotomus papatasi is the source of this 456-nucleotide messenger RNA. RefSeq names its product LYR motif-containing protein 2. The transcript has 2 exons. Gene Ontology annotation, cellular component: mitochondrion. The record is from RefSeq and is a predicted model, not a curated record. Lineage: Eukaryota; Metazoa; Arthropoda; Insecta; Diptera; Psychodidae. The coding region runs from base 98 to 352 and encodes 84 amino acids.